Molecule: messenger RNA, 1619 nt
Organism: Staurois parvus
Lineage: Eukaryota; Metazoa; Chordata; Amphibia; Anura; Ranidae
Source: the annotation of a GenBank genome assembly
AUGGACCGGGCGGUGGUUCGGGUGGUCCCCUCCGAGCCCAAGCUGAGCAUCUCCCUGAACCUGUUCGGUUCUAAUCGGCAGCUCCAGCGGGACCAGACGGAGCCAGUGGGGAAGGCCCUGGCCCGCAUCUCCGCCAGCGCCACCAAGAGCAAGAAGCGGAAGGAGCCGGUCCCGGGGCCCCCGGUACACCUCUUCUACCGGGGACAGCCGGUGCCGGAGGCUCUCCCCAACGCCGAGGCCUGGCAGGAUGGCGCCGAGCUGGUGGUGGAGCGGAGGACAUACCGGGUGGAGCGGAACCCCCGAUGUGUCAUGAACUAGAACUGCCCCGGCACGUCAUGGCCGGCUUCCCGCUGUGCCCCCGGAUCCGGAUGGAGUUCGCCGAUCCCGAUCGCUCCCUCUUUGUCUGGUACAAGCAGGCCCGAACCGGGGACUCUCCUGACCGCCAGGUCGGCCCGGAGUGGGAAGAAGCCGGCCGCCAGCGCGUGUUCCUGCCGGAGGUUGAAGACAUCGGCCUGAAAUUGAAGCUGAUCUGCACCCCGGGGGACGGAGAGCGAUUCGGGGGGAGUCGGGAGGUGGAGGUGGCGUGUCCGGUGGAGGCCGGUCCCGGGGCCUGUACGUUCGAUGAGCGGCACCUGUACACAGAGAGGCCGGCGGAAGUCCCGGUAACCCGGGUGGUGUCCUACAAUGUGCUCGCCGACGUGUACGCCCAGACCCAGCAUGCCCGCACCGUGCUCUUCCCCUACUGCGCCCCCUACGCCCUGGACCUUCACUACCGCCACUGCCUCCUCCACAAGGAGCUCUCCGGUUACCGGGCCGACCUGGUGUGUCUGCAGGAGGUGGACCGGACCGCCUUCCCCGACACCCUGUGCCCGGCCAUGGAGGCAUUUGGGCUGGAUGGACUCUUCCUCCUGAAGGGCAAACAAAAUGAGGGCCUGGCCACCUUCUACCGCCGGAGCCGCUACCGACUGUGUGCGCAGCAUGACGUCCUGCUGGGGGAGGCGCUCACCGAGGACCCCAACCAUGGACCGCUGCUGGACCGAAUGUCCCGGUACCCCACCGCCAUGGAGAAGGUCCUACAGAGGUCCUCCGCUCUACAGGUGACCGUUCUGGAGUCUACAACAGACCCGUCUAAGAAAAUCUGUGUUGCCAACACACAUCUUUAUUUUCACCCCAAUGGAGGCAACAUUCGUCUGAUACAAAUGGCUGUGGCUCUAACCCAUGUUAGGCAUGUGGCUCAUGAACUUUACCCUGGCAUUCCUGUCAUAUUCUGUGGGGAUUUUAAUAGCACACCUUCUACCGGUAUGUACAGCUUCGUAACAGAUGGGACCAUCUCCGAAGACCAUCCUGACUGGAUGUCUAAUGGGGAGAAGGAACGCUGUAACAUGUCUCUUAGCCACCCUCUAAAACUGAAGAGUGCUUGUGGGGAGCCUGCUUACACCAAUUAUGUAGGGGGCUUUCACGGCUGUCUAGAUUAUAUAUUUAUUGACUCAGACAGUUUAGAAGUGGAACAAGUCAUUCCAAUGCCAAGUCACGAAGAUGUCACCAGCCAUCAGGCCUUACCCAGUGUUUCACACCCCUCUGAUCAUAUAGCACUUGUGUGUGAUCUCAAAUGGAAAUAG